AUGGGAUUUAGACUGUUGAAAGAUCACUGCAACUACGCUGUCAAUAGUUAUUUCCAAAGGAAAGGUCAAGCUCAACAUAGUUGUGAUUUUUCAGGAACUACCGCUGUUAGCCCCAAUCCUCCUCCAAAUGUUGCUUCAACUUGCAGUUUUCCCUCAAGUAGCACAGGGGCAAACACAGGCACCACACCAAACGGGACAACCACCACAGGGUCAACCAUCACUGGCUCAACCACAAGGAUUCCAACCACCGUGUUUGGUGGUGCGGGGACAACAUUGGGUCUGAAGGGGACUACAAGCAUCAAUGAUCCAAGCAGUGUUGUGGGUCUCUUUACUAACAACUUGUUUUGCACUUUUGUUGCUACGAUAACCCUCUGGAUUUUAGGGUCAUCUUGGCUUUGA
Hibiscus syriacus is the source of this 399-nucleotide messenger RNA. RefSeq names its product PLASMODESMATA CALLOSE-BINDING PROTEIN 3-like. The transcript has 3 exons. The record is from RefSeq and is a predicted model, not a curated record. NCBI's taxonomy places the organism in Eukaryota, Viridiplantae, Streptophyta, Magnoliopsida, Malvales, Malvaceae. Bases 1 to 399 code for a protein of 132 amino acids.